Molecule: messenger RNA, 3050 nt
Organism: Acanthaster planci (crown-of-thorns starfish)
Lineage: Eukaryota; Metazoa; Echinodermata; Asteroidea; Valvatida; Acanthasteridae
Product: plastin-3-like
Biological process (GO): actin filament bundle assembly; actin filament network formation
Cellular component (GO): cytoplasm; actin filament bundle; actin filament
Molecular function (GO): actin filament binding; calcium ion binding
Source: RefSeq, a predicted model, not a curated record
AGCUUUUCCAGCUGAAUAAUUUUUCAAGGCUGUAGAAUGCAGAAAGCCAUACGGAUGCUAACAAAGCGAGGUUUAUGCAUAUGCAAUGUACAGAGCCCCGCCUAACCUUUAAGCUGCUUGUUAUGCUCAUUGGUCAUUCCAUGAACAUAUCAAGCCCAAUCAUAUAUACAAGUGCAUUCGCAUAGUGCACAACCGGUAGUCUUCCAAACUGCUCCACGGCAUCAGGCAGAAAGUUGCCUAACUUUUCUUCAUCGACGAUCACUCAUGUCUGUCUUGUUGAUUCUGUAACCAUGUCGUCGCUUCCUGAGAUUACAGAAAGUCUGACUGCAGAGGAACUGGAAGAAAUACGAGUGCAGUUUGACGCGUUUGAUCAAGAUGAGAAUGGCCGCAUUUCAGUCAAAGAAAUUGGCGCCAUACUCCAGAAACUCGGCGAGAGCGUCCCUGCAUAUAAAAUUAGAGAUAUCAUCUCGGCUGUUGACAAAGAUAAAAACGGAACGGUAGAGUUCUCGGAAUUUCUAGAAAUGUACACUAACGUCAAAUCCCAGAAGGUUAAUGUAGGCCUAUUCAAAGUGGCAGAGAAAGCAUACAAAUUGCAAUGCGUUAAUUUGAAGUCUCCUGAUGAGGGUCAACAGCAUUCUUAUGAUGAACCAACGAAAGUUGCACUUGUUGAAUAUAUCAACAAGAAAUUGGAAAAUGAUGAAGACGUAAAGGCCCACUUGCCGAUCGAUAAAACAACCAAUGAUCUAUUCAACAAAGUCAGCGAUGGGAUACUUAUCUGCAAAAUUAUCAACCUUUCAGUGCCCAAUACCGUGGAUGAGAGAGCACUGAACAAGGGGAAGCUCAACGCCUAUGUGAUAAUGGAGAAUACCAUACUUGCGCUGAAUUCAGCAAGAGCCAUUGGCUGCAAUGUUGUAAAUAUUGACCCCCAAGAUAUCGUAGGUGGAGUACCUCAUCUUGUGCUCGAUUUGCUGUGGCAGAUUGUUUACGAGGGAUUAGUGAGCCACAUCAAUCUUGAGAGUAACCCGUACUUGUUGAGCCUGCUGAAUGAGGGAGAGACCCAAGACGAGCUUAUCGCCCUAUCGCCGGAGGAAAUUUUAAUCAGAUGGGUCAACUAUCAUUUGAAAAGGGCUGGUAGUACCCGUCUUAUCACCAACCUUGGGAAUGACCUCCAGAAUUCGGAAAUCUAUGGUAUUUUAUUGCUACAGAUUGGACCCGCUGAAGCAGGCAUAACCCAAAUUGUGUCUGGGGAUCCUCCGUUGGUCAAAGCAAAAGCUGUGCUUGCCAAUGCAGCAAGGAUUAAGUGCGACGACUUCGUGACACCUGAGGAUGUCGUUAGUGGUAACGAGAACCUGAACAUGGCUUUUGUUGCCAAUUUGUUCCACUAUUUCCCGGCCUUGCAACCUCCAGACGAGGAGUUUGAGAAUGUAACCGAAACAAGAGAGGAAAGGACUUUCAGAAACUGGAUGAACAGCCUUGGUGUGUCUCCUCGGGUUUACUGGCUCUAUGGUGGUCUAAAAAAUGGGCUUAUCCUCCUACAGCUCCUUGAAAAGGUGAAACCGGGCAUAGUAAACUGGUCUAAAGUAAACAGAUCGGAAAAUCUGCAACCGAGGCUUGGCUGGAAAAUGAAGAUGUUGGAAAAUUGCAACUACGUCGUAGAACUCUGCCAUCAACUGAGAUUUUCUCUAGUUGGCAUUGGUGGCGAAGACAUCUUCAACGGAACCAAAACGUUAGUCCUGGCUAUUGUUUGGCAGAUGCUGAGACAACACGUUCUCAGUGCACUGUCAAAACUAUCCGGAAGUGACUCAAAGUUGGAGGAUAAAGAAAUUAUCGAAUGGAUUAACAACAAGCUGCAAGUGGCAGGUAAAGCCAGCCGUAUUUCUAACUUCAAGGAUCCUUCCAUCGCCGAUGCCAAGGUAGUCCUGGAACUUGUCGACGCAAUAAAGGUGGAAUCUGUCAAAUGGUCACUUGUUUCCCAAGGCAUAACAGAUGAGGAAAAGCUAGGCAAUGCCAGGUACGCCGUAUCAAUGGCUCGAAAAAUCGGUGCCUCUGUGUACAUCUUUACUGAGGAUAUUUUGGAAGUGAAACCGAAGAUGCUUUUGACAUUGUUCGCAAGUCUUAUGGCGGUCGCCUUGAAGAAAUAGUAAUGUCAUUACCGGCAACCCCAAGAGAAUCAUUAAUUUUUCAUCUUGUUUUUCAAGAUGAAAAAUUAAUGUUUUUAGGGUGGAAAGGGAUCAAAUUGUUCAUGCGUAAUCCUAUGAAUGUUGACUGAGAUUAGACGCUGAAUCUGGGGCGAUGAUUGAAAAUAAAUUAGGAAUUAGGCUAAAGCAGUCUUUUUAUUUUUGAAGUUGGCGAUAAUUUUUCAGGAUUUGAGGAUUGAGGACAUAAUGCUUUUAAAAGCGAGAAACUGUGAUACAAGUUAAAAAUCAAACAGUGGAAACGCACGAUAAAUAAUUCUUUCAAUGGUCUACUAAUACAGUUAUAAUUACAUACAUUACGGUCAUUAUAUUCAGCCUAGGGUUUCAAAUUAGUUUAUUAUGUGUUUAGCCACUGUAAAAUUCGGGUGCAAGGUCGUUCAACCUAUUAAAAAGUUAUUUUAAAAACUCAUCUUGACACUGUAACGUGGUAAAGAGCUCUGUCAAUCCACGACGGUAGGAAAAAUAGGUAAUUUAUCUUUUACAAUUUUAUAUUCAUAUGGAGCAGGAAUGUUCAUUCAUAUUUGCGGCUAAGCAGCCUUGUUCUUGUUCUGUUAAAAGUAAAAUUAUUUUCUCAUAUAUAAAUUCCUUGUGUUUUUUUGUUGCAAUUAGAGUCAGAAUAAAAUAAACUCAAACUGUUUAUUUGGUGAAAUUUUGCAAACAUUUACAUAGUGUGAAAAAAUGAGUGUGUCACGAAAAUGAUGAUUUACUAAGAGAAACGGUGGGUGUCGCGGUUGUUCAGAAUUUUGUUUUAUUAGUAUACCUGUAUCCUUAUUAUUAAAUAAAUGUUUAUCCUCUUUUCAGAGCCUUGGGUAGAGAAAAUUAAAAACACAAUAAAAUGUGUGAAGGUGUCAGUUA